Paraglomus brasilianum is the source of this 295-nucleotide messenger RNA. Lineage: Eukaryota; Fungi; Glomeromycota; Glomeromycetes; Paraglomerales; Paraglomeraceae. The record is from the annotation of a GenBank genome assembly.
GUCUUUCUUAUUGGCUCUGUUUCUCUCGUCCCACUACGAGACCCCAUCCAUGCUGACAAUAAAGGCAAUGAGAGGGAGAUUGAAUCCGUUUAGAAAUGUAGAGGGGGCUGCGGGAGUAUUCGGUAUUGCCGCAUCGUUUAUUUCAACACUCCUCGUUCAGACUCAACCAAAUUCAGUCUUUAUGGCAUCCACGUCAAUGUUAAAAUCUAAACCAUUCCAAAAACAAGGAAUGCAAGGACAAGCUGAAGAUAAUGAAGACGUAAAUGUAGGCAACACAGAAGAAGAGAAAGCUUAG